AUGGGAUGGCCUGGCAAACGCAAGAAGAGACUAGAGCGUGAGAACAACCCAGCACUACCCGAAGAGGUGAAGGUGGGCAACGAAGAAGGUCAAAGAUGUUGUAUAGGAGCAAAAUUGUCUGUCAUCAGCCUCAACAAAGCAUCGCAGGAUACCCCGACCUACCACUAUGUGGUCAAAGACGUGGGUGACGAUGGUGUCGAACGACAAAUAUUCCACCACCAACUUGAUACGGAAUGGAAGAUCCCUGCAAGUUACGUUCUUCAGCCGUUCUGUUACCAACUCACUCGAUGGUGUCCUUCAGAAAGACGGAGCACCAUGAUACAAGUGGUCAAUAUCAAUGUGUGCUAA
Messenger RNA from Endocarpon pusillum Z07020, 348 nucleotides. RefSeq lists its product as uncharacterized. The transcript has a single exon. The record is from RefSeq and is a predicted model, not a curated record. Bases 1 to 348 code for a protein of 115 amino acids. Lineage: Eukaryota; Fungi; Ascomycota; Eurotiomycetes; Verrucariales; Verrucariaceae.